This is a messenger RNA of Aureobasidium namibiae CBS 147.97, 315 nucleotides long. RefSeq lists its product as uncharacterized. Bases 1 to 315 code for a protein of 104 amino acids. The record is from RefSeq and is a predicted model, not a curated record. The transcript is spliced from 3 exons. NCBI's taxonomy places the organism in Eukaryota, Fungi, Ascomycota, Dothideomycetes, Dothideales, Saccotheciaceae.
AUGCCCACUGCACCUCCCACCAACGCACCCUCCGGCCCCAUCAAGAUCCGCUGGUUGACUCCCUCCAACUAUCCCGGUGGUAGAGUCUGGAACAUGGAGGAACUCACUCUCGGACCCGACGAACGCAUCUUCGACCGCAAGGUCUUCGAGGACAACAAGGUCUACUGGAGCCAAGACACCAGAACUCAUCUGACACGUGAGGCUACCUGUGCAUCUGCCGCACUCCAGAACGGACACAGGGUCUUCGUCACUACUCGCGGUCACUCCAACACUCUCGAUGAGGAUGCCGUUGACUCCCAGGGUUCCUACGACUAG